GUUUUGAUGUUUUGACGUCUCACCGUAAAAAAGAAAACAAAGAUGUCUGCCUAUCUCAAUCAAGACAAUAAACCAUUAAAAAAGGCUAGACUCGGUCCUCCAGACGUUUAUCCACAAGAUCCAAAACAGAAAGAGGAUGAACUUACAUCAACAAGUGUCAAGCUGGGAUUCAGCAACAUGCCCCACUUCAAUGAUGAGUAUGGGUCAGCCAAGAGUGCAAGCAUUAGUCAGGAAAAGUUUGGAGCAUUCUUCAGUGCGGUGAUGACUAAGAAGAUAGAGCUGAACACAUGGAGUGAUAGCAGCAAAAAGAAACCACAGAUUAUGAAGGAAAACUUCUGGCCGGUGACAGCCCAGAAAAAACACUACAUGGAAAGCUGGUUCCGUGACCUGGCUGCUGGAAGCAAACCUCUCGGUCAACUCAGCAGGAAAGUCCCAUCCUUUAACAAGAAAGAGGAGAUAUUUUACAACCUGUGUGAGUUUAAUGUGCCCAUGGUGAAGGCGUCUUGGUUCAUCAAGAUGACGGCUGCAUAUUAUCUCAAUAUGCAGGAGAAUAAACCAAAGAAAAGACAGACAGUGGAUCAGUCUUUAGAGUGGACAAUUGGACUGACCAAGUACAUGAAGGAGCAGCUAACCAAGAUCCAGGAGUACUACCACGGCACGGGGACCCAGAUGAGCUUCCUCACAGCCACACAAGCCCCCUCACAGGUCGACCUUGACCUUGCCUUGAAACAGUGGGCAUACUGCUCAAAGCUCGCCAGAUACAUGUAUGAUGAGGGUUUGUUGGACCGCCAUGAGUUUCUCUCCUGGAUCAUCGAGGGUUUGGAGAAGUCCAAGCAAGUCGACGAUACCAUUCUUAAACUUAUACUUAAGGAGAUCAUGAUGUACCUGGAUGAAAUUACUCUAUCAGCGCAGGUGUCACGUCGCCUGGCAUAUGUAGCUGGCCGCAGGCUGAACCAGAUGUGUAAUGAUGCAGGGUCUACCUCGCCCAGGACCCAAUCUCCCAUGCUUAAUGCUAGUGCUAACACACAAAACAGCCAACAAUUGGUCCAUCAAAAUCCUUUGGCAGCCAUCUUUGCCGAGUUCAGUGGCUGUCCACACCAUAGAGCUGUGAUCUUUGCCCUCUGCACCUGUGUUCAGGUGAUCACAAUGACAAACCCAUCAGCUCUGAUCUGGAACAACUUAGGAGAUGGACGGAGUAACUCGCCGUACUGUGGGUCUCCACUGGAUCACCUGCCUUGUGCACCCUCCUGCCUUCCAAUGCCGCAGGCUGAGCAGAAUCAACAGGUCCGAGGUCAGAUCAGGGCUAUGGAGCACCAGAUACGACUGCGAAGCCGAGCGGCGGAAGUAAGAUGGUCCUCAGACAAGUGUCAGCAGUCAACAACUGGUUACACAAUGGGCAAGGUUUUGAACGUCCUGGACACACUCGAUCGCCACAAUUUUGACCGUGUUGAAAACAACAACAGUCUUGAAUCUCUCUACAACAAGAUCUUUAUGGCAAAUGCACCAAAGGAUGGAACUGAGCCAUUGGUCAGUGAUGAGCCAAUCAUAACCCUGCUUAUAGACUGGGCAGUCAGUGUGAAGAGACAUGGAGCCCACAGGGCAGUUGUAGUGGCUAAACUACUGGAAAAAAGGCAACAAGAUUUGAAGGCUGAGAAAUACAGUGAUGCGGAUGUUCCAGAUGAGAAGGACUCAGCAGGAUCCGACAUGAUGAUUUCUCCCAGUGUGCCCUUGUUCCAGGGACUUCUGUUGAACUUCCUUGACAACAAGGCUCCCAUUAUAGACGAGAAUGCCAGUGAGGAAAACCAGCAGGCAUUUGCCAAUCUGAUCCACCUUUUUUCUGAACUCAUACGCCACGAGGUCUUCUCCCACGAUGCGUACAUGUGCACCCUGAUUUCUCGCGGGGAAAUGCUCCAAGCUCCCACGGUUGUUUCCAAUAUGAUGGAUAGUAUGGACCUCGCCAGCAUGAAGAGUGAGGUGGAAAGUGUCAAACAUGAGCACCAGGAUGACAUUAAGGUGGAUAUGGACAUACAAAUGAUGGAGUCAGACUUGAGCAGUUUCUUUGGAUCGGUGAAUGACGAGCCUCGAACCUCUCCUGGACCUGCCUCUGUGAAGUCCACGAGAUCUGAGAAAGACCCUGUGGCCACAGGAAGCAAGGUGGAUAACCCAUCAAUGCCUGAGAUGAAAGGUCCCUCCCGUCACAUGCAGUAUACUAGUCACCUCCCCUUGCCUCAAGAGGAACUCUCAAACCACGAGUGUAAUCAGCGCUUCGUUGUGUUGUAUGGGGUUGGUAAAGCGCGUGAAGCAGCGCGACACAUGGUUAAGAAAGUCAGUAAGGAGAUUUUAAGAUUAUACAGUAGGAAAAACUGUAUGGAUGUUAGUAGUGGAGAUAUCGGGAAAUUAAAGAAGAAGAAAGAUAAGGAUGAAGUAGGGUCUGUAUGUCUUGUGGCAAAUUUGGAGUUACUCUUUGCAAAAUUCAUGAAACUAUCAUACUACGAUCAGCAUUAUGUGACGUGGCAGUGUACUAGUGCGGUCUCUGAGCAGAUAUUGAGCUUCACAAGCGGGAAUUCAACAUACCUUCCCAAGGUGGAAAACAUCUCGUACCUGUUUGAUCUCAUGGAACACUCAAUGGAUGUUAACAAUCUACUCGACUUCUCCGUGCAGCUUCUCCAGGAGCUAAGCAUUGUGGAGAGCCAGCUAUCCCAGGGUGGGUCGAGUCUUGCGGGCAUCUACACCACGUCCUUGUGUCUGUGUAUCGUGGCCAUCUUCAGGAAAUACCACUCCUUCCUGCUCGUAUCAGAAGACCUGACUCUCAAGGCAUUUAAAGGACUUAUUGGUGUGGUGAAGCAUGUUUGUAAUCCAGCAGACUGUACAUCGGCAGAGAGGUGUAUUCUUGCAUACCUAUAUGACGUCUACACUUCCUGCAGCUACCUUAAGAAUAAAUUCCAGGAAAUGUUCAGCAAUGCAUACUCCAAAAUCAGAGUCACCCUGUAUGCAGACAUCAAACCUUCAGCCUCCAAUCUCAUGUGGGACCCUUCCUUCAUGAUCGACUUUCUAGCAAGUGCCAAGUGUAUCCCCAUAGAGCAACAUUACAUAGAGCAGUUGAACAAGAAUGGUGCAAAUCGCUACAGCUUUGUUGUGAACACCAUGCUGAACAUCUGCAAGUUCACUGUGACAUCGGAUAGGUUGAAUGAGAUCAGCGUUCUGUGUGCGGAACUGACGGCCAAAUGUAAUGCCUUGAGUGCCGAGUGGUUGGGGGUGCUGUGUGCCCUCUGCUGCUCAGCCAAUCAGAGCUGUGGUUACAUUGAUGUACUCACUCAGAUUGAUGUGAGUGAUCUGUCAUUCCAUGACAACCUGGCAGUGUUCACUUCCAUCCUGAUUGCCCGUCACUGUUUCUCCAUGCAAGAUCUGCUCUUCUAUGUGGCAUUACCAGCACUUGUUAAUCCAGCAUUCGGUGAAAUAGCAGACGCUGAGCCAGGAGCCAGACUGACAUGUCACCUCCUGUUGAGGCUCUUCAAGGUGCACAAUGGUGUAUUAUGGUCUUAUACAGGAGGUCAGAGGAGGGGUACCCACAUCCGAGCCUCAUGUGACAGACAUCUCCUAGCAGCAAGACACAAUAACAUUGAUGUGGCAGCAGUACUGGCAUUGUUGAAAUCACUUCUUGUGCUGUCUGACUCUUGUCGUGACGAGGUGAAGUCCAAGUCGUCUGGGCGUCGUGACAGUAAGGGCAAUGAUGACUACAUUAACAAGCUUCUCAGCAACAUAGAUGAUGACAUUGAUAUGGAUAUGAUGUUAGGGUCAGGGGGUAUGGAGAAUGCGGGACUGAGCGAGUUCUCAAAGCACUCUCUACGUGAGCUGUGCAGUCAGGACUGGGUUCGGGAAAAGUUCCUGCGAGACCCCGAGGGUCUCUUUAACCCGGAAAUGCUGCUGGAUAACAAACUCAGUCCGGAACAGACCCAGCAGCUUGUGAGGAUGAUCUGUUACCCUCAGACAGUUGUGCGCAAGUUAGAGGAAGAAGAGGAAGAUCUGGAUGAAAUGGAUGUCAUCCGGCGCAUCCUUGAGGGUCUAGAUCUAUGGAUGCUUCGUGUAUCCCUUCUAGAACUCAACCUGAUGUUUAAGCAGGCCAAGUCCAAUGCCGAGACCAAUAACAUCCUAGACUGUAUCUCCCAGGGCACGAUACAGCUAUUCCAUCAGCAGACAGAACACCACAGUCGUACAACCAACAACUCUCAGGCUGCUGCACUGCUCGAGACACUCUCUGUAGCCUCACCAAAGAGUGACAGUGGCGAGAAGGACAUAAGUGUGUGGCUGGUGGCCCCGCUCAUAUCUAAACUGCCGAGCACUCUCCAAGGACGGGUACUAAAACAGGCGGGGCAGGUACUUGAGAACAGCAACACUUUCUUCAAGAGCAAACAGGACUUGGAGCGGAACCAGCGCAGUAAAUCCCUACUGAGCCACCAGCCUUUCCUCUCACUGAUACUGACGUGUCUAAAGGGCCAGGAUGAGCAGAGAGAGGGCCUCCUGAAUUCACUGCUCACACAACUGGAGAAGUUCAUACAGACAUUCUCUUCACAACUGGAGAAAUAUCCAGAUGAAACAAAGAUCCGUAACAACAUACACGAGACUGUACAACUGCGGUUAUCUCUCCUGGGUGGAAUGUUUGACACGAUACAACGCAACAUCAGCCUAACCACAGACUGGGCCAUUCUACUACUGCAGCUCAUUAGCAGUGGUGUGAUUGAUAUGCAUUCAAACUAUGAGUUGUUUGCGACAGUACUGGACAUGCUGAAUUGUCUUGUUCUUGGAACUCUUGUACCAGACCCUAGUGAUCGAACAGACGACACCAGGAAAAUACACUCCAACUUGGUUAAGAAACUGAGGAAAGAGCUAGGUGACAAGGUAUUCGAGGCAACUGACCAGGUACGCCAGUUGUUGCCCCUCCCCAAACAAUUCUUUGAGGUGGUCACUGUGGAGCCCCAUGGGACGCUGGUCGACACAAAGGGGAACAAGAUACAGGGUUUUGACUCGAUCAAAAGAAAACAGGGCCUUCAGUGUGGCAAGAUAGAGAUGGUGAGUCCCUGGGACGUGAUCGAGAGCUCCAGGAACCCCCCACCCCUUUCCUGGACAUUCUUUGGGGGUGUACGUGUGGAAAAGAAGCCCCUCAAAUAUGAGGACCAACACAGAAUGCUGCUAUACCACACCCAUAACCUGCAGAAGUCAGCCAAAUACUACCUUGACCCGCCCACUUUGCCACCAGAGGAACUGGAACCACCCCCAGAGAAAAUUCAACAGGAAGAGAAGCCUCGGGAACCAGUGAAGGCCGCAUCAUCUCUUGAAUCAAAUAAAUCAAAGAACUCUGCGCGCCGGAAUAGACGGACGCCGAGGAAUAACUCCUCCACUUACACGCAGCCGGCCCCAAGGCAGUAUGGAGGAUAUGGAGAUACAAUGUAUGCCCCCAACCCAGCUCCCCCGUCCAACUGGGGCUAUCCUACACCGACACAACAACAACCCCCGUACAUACCCCAGCAGGCCAUGCAACAAGAAAAUCUACCUACAGUGCAAGGCCCUCGUUACACAGCCCCUGGUUUCCCGUCUACCAACCCCAAGCAGGCUAUACAAUCAAUGUUGAGGAACCGUCAGCCAGGAUCCGGACCCUUCAUACCUCAACAACCCAUGACUACACAGAUGAUGCAGAAGCAGCUUGUUCGCCAGCGUCUCCAGCAGACAUUCCAUCAGCAGGGCAGGAUGGGCGAUAACCCAGGAAUGUAUGGAAACAACAUCCCGUCGGGAAAUACAGGCAUGAUGCCAAUGUCACAGGGAGAGUUUGGUGUAGGUCCAAUGAAUCCCUCAUACCAGAGCAACUACGGGGGCAUACAACAGGCUGCCCCAGUGGAACAGAUGGGCGGUGCCAUGGUGUCCCAGGGCUACAACCAGUCGUACCCUAGCUCUGGGAACCCUGGGGUAAUGAUGUCCUCUAUGCCCCAGGCACCAGGCUACAUGUCCCAACAGAACCAACCCUCACAGGCACCAUUCUCCUCUACCUCAAGGCUACCCAUUCAGUCUGGAGGCAUGAACCCACCUGCUACAAUGAGUAUGGGCUCCGGAAACUAUGGCCAAAUGGGUCAGCCCGGCGGCCAGUCUGUUGGGGGUAACUACAUACAGCGCAUGCCUACCCCGCAACAACAGCAACUACAAAUGCAGCAACAACAGCGCCUCCGGCAGCAGCAGCUGUUACUACAGCAACAGAAGCAGCAGCAGAUGGCCCAAGCUCAGCAAUCUAACAAUGUAGCUCUGAUGGCACAAUUGAGAGUGCCAAAUCAGGGACAGCCUCCGCAGAUGGGUCCUGGCGGAUUUACUCAAAAUCAGUACCAGAACUAUUGAAAUGGAUUAAUUAACUGUAAUGUGAGCUUACAAGAAGCUUGAAUUGUGUCAGUAGUUAAAAUAAGGACAAGCCUGUCAACCCCACAUUAUUCAAAGGUCAGUUGGGCUUGCUCAGAGUCUGAAUUUUUAUGUAGUCAGGCUUGUUAUAGUUCUUCAGCCAAGCGGAAGAACUCUCAUUUCAUGGACUGCAGUGUAUGGCAAAUCAUGUUAGCUGAAGCAUUUCAUCUAGUAAGCGAAAUGGAUGAAAAUUAGCUCUGAUUCUCUGAGCAGGGCUGCAGAGUUUGACAUACACCACUGCUACAUUAGCCAAGGCAUUAUUGAUGGGCAUCCUUCAGUAUAAACUUGUGUGCAAAUCUGUGCAAUAACUAAAACCGAUGGGAUUAUUUUGUUAAGAUUACAAUCUAAGAACUAGUUACAAGAGCUUGAUUCUCAUUACUGAACAUGGUUUUGUGACUUUUACAUACCGUAAGUAAACAAGUUAACACACAAUUUCAAGAAUUGAUUGCUUUUUCAGCAGAACAGUGUAAUAAAAGACUUGAGGGCUAGACACCAGAUGAUACAAUGGCAAGAAAAAAAUAUAUUUUUAAAAAACUUACAGAAAAUUGACAUUGUGAACAAAGCAUUGAAUUUUAUUUACUGAUGCAUCACAUCGCUUCUGACACAUGCAUCUUUUGCAUUUUUUGCUAAAUUUUCCAAUUCAAAAUUUUCUAGGGUUGUCGACCAUGUAAAUUCCAGUAACUUUAAAAUAGCCUUGGUAUAUUUACCUGUACUCAUAAACAGAUUUCAUUUAAACUGGAAAACAUUAUGUGCUAUUUUAAAAGGGAAAACACAGAUGAGACAGCAACAUGGACGAUUACUAUAUUAACCAUGUUAAGUGAUGUAUUAUCGCCUCCUUCUUGCUCGCAUUGAGAAUUCUAGGCUGUUUUGGGGAAAUACUGUAAUAACCGUUUUUUGGACUGUCAGGUGUCUAGCACAGAGAGACAUGUAUGUUUAAUGGUAUGUGAUAUUUUGAAAAAAUAAAUAACUACCUGUACCACUGAUAAACAAAUAUAUUUAAUUACUUAAAACAGUUUACCUCAACAAUAAGUCUACAUUGUUUUCUUAAGUCCAUGCAUGGCUUAUGAGGAAAAAUACAAACGAGACACCGAUUUAAUAUGCCAGCUGGCUGGUUAAAGUGAUUUUCUCAUAGUCGUCAUAUAAAGAAUUAAGAAGCAAACAUGGUUGUAAGUAAAGAAGAAAUUGGUUGGAAGAAGCUUAGAAUUGCCACUUGUUGUUUUAUUGUUUAGAAAGGUUCAUGAUAAUGAUCAUGAGUGCAACUAUUUGUAUUUUUUUGACUUAUAGGAAUAGAUUAUGAAGAAGUUGUAAAUAAUGUUAUAUUGAGUAUUGUUGUAGAAAAGGUGUUGAUAAAUUUAUACCAUACAAAUCCAUUUCAGUUUAUAAAAUGGUUUUAGUUUGUGUUGUAAACAUGUCAUAAUUGAAGUAUUAAAUCUAUAUGUGACAUUAAAUAACAAAAUAUA
Molecule: messenger RNA, 7895 nt
Organism: Mya arenaria
Lineage: Eukaryota; Metazoa; Mollusca; Bivalvia; Myida; Myidae
Product: mediator of RNA polymerase II transcription subunit 12-like protein
Exons: 42
Coding region: 43-6378 (2111 amino acids)
Biological process (GO): regulation of transcription by RNA polymerase II
Cellular component (GO): mediator complex
Molecular function (GO): transcription coactivator activity
Source: RefSeq, a predicted model, not a curated record